Lagenorhynchus albirostris (white-beaked dolphin) is the source of this 150-nucleotide messenger RNA. RefSeq names its product protein FAM104B-like. The record is from RefSeq and is a predicted model, not a curated record. The transcript is spliced from 2 exons. NCBI's taxonomy places the organism in Eukaryota, Metazoa, Chordata, Mammalia, Artiodactyla, Delphinidae. The annotation marks the transcript as partial.
AUGCUGUUGGAAUUAGAAACACAGUCACUGAACAAUAAGCAGAAAAGAAGAAGGAAUGAUAAUAAAGAGGACAAUCACCAUUCUCCCCAGUCCAAAAGGAGUAAGAGAAACCCUGUUUUUCAGGAGUCUCAGGACACACAAAUAAGCAUA